GUUCAGACAUUCCCGUGUCCCAGCCCCUGCCCUGCCCACCUGAUCCACCCUCCCUCUGCCAACAGUCCUCUGGGUAGGGUUUUAUGGUUCUGAUAAAGCCUUGCAAGGGCAAAGUCCAGAAAUACUUCCUCCUUGUCUGGGCCCUGGGAGGGUCAGCAUCCCUGCUGCCAAGAUGGGAGACAAGGGCGUGCCCUAGAGGUCCCCACCAGAGAGACCUCAUGAACUCUCUCCCCUGCCAGCCACUCCCUCUAGUAUAAGGGCCACCUGCAGCCAGCCACCACUUCCCACACAUCUCUUCUCUCCAGGCAAGCUAUCAGCCCAGACUCUCAAGAUGGCCUAUGUCCCAGCACCGGGCUACCAGCCCAGCUACAAUCCGACUCUGCCCUACAAGAGCCCCAUACCAGGUGGCCUCAGUGUCGGGAUGUCCGUUUACAUCCAAGGAACGGCCAAAGAGAACAUGAGACGGUUCCACGUGAACUUCGCUGUGGGGCAGGAUGAAGGGGCGGAUAUUGCUUUCCACUUCAAUCCUCGCUUUGACGGCUGGGACAAGGUGGUCUUCAACACAAUGCAAAGUGGACAGUGGGGCAAGGAGGAGAAGAAAAAGAGCAUGCCUUUCCACAAGGGCAAGCACUUCGAGCUGGUGUUCAUGGUCAUGCCCGAGCACUACAAGGUCGUGGUGAACGGAAGUUCCUUCUAUGAGUACGGGCACCGGUUGCCUGUACAGAUGGUCACCCAUCUGCAAGUGGAUGGGGACCUGGAACUUCAGUCCAUCAACUUCCUCGGAGGCCAACCUGCUGCAGCCCCAUAUCCGGUCAUGACAGGACCCCCAGUCUUCAAUCCGCAUGUGCCAUAUGUGGGGGCUCUGCAGGGGGGCCUUACAGUCCGAAGAACUAUCAUAAUCAAGGGAUAUAUACUUCCUACAGCCAGGAACUUUGUCAUCAACUUCAAGGUGGGAUCGACCGGAGACAUAGCUUUUCACAUAAACCCCCGCAUAGGUGAGAGUGUGGUUCGCAACAGCUAUAUGAAUGGCUCUUGGGGUGCCGAAGAGAGGAAGGUGGCCUACAACCCAUUUGGCCCUGGGCAGUUCUUUGAUCUGUCAAUUCGUUGCGGCAUGGAUCGCUUCAAGGUGUUUGCCAACGGUCAGCACCUUUUCGACUUCUCCCAUCGGUUCCAAGCAUUCCAAAGGGUAGACACGCUGGAGAUCACUGGUGACAUCACCUUGUCCUAUGUCCAGGUCUGAGCUCCUCCUGGGGAAGGAAGCAGAAAGAUCCCCGAGUUCCAUCUAAGCUCCUAAUAAAAUGUUGAAG
This is a messenger RNA of Mus pahari (shrew mouse), 1307 nucleotides long. RefSeq names its product galectin 4 (gene Lgals4). Gene Ontology annotation, molecular function: carbohydrate binding. The record is from RefSeq and is a predicted model, not a curated record. Lineage: Eukaryota; Metazoa; Chordata; Mammalia; Rodentia; Muridae. Bases 332 to 1240 code for a protein of 302 amino acids. The transcript has 8 exons.